AUGGCGUUGGGGAGCAGGUCUGACUACCAAGGAAGUUCUUACCUGGCGCUCGAUGAACCCAUGAACAACAUCACCACGUCUCUGGGGCAGACGGCAGAACUGCACUGCAGGGUCUCUGGGAACCCGCCUCCCUCCAUCCGCUGGUUCAAAAACGAUGCCCCUGUGGUCCAGGAGCCCCGGAGAAUCUCCUUCCGGGCGACCAGCUACGGCUCUCGACUGCGCAUCCGGAACCUCGACACCACUGACACCGGCUACUUCCAGUGUGUGGCCACCAACGGCAAGAAGGUGGUCUCUACCACCGGGGUCCUGUUCGUCAAGUUUGGCCCUCCUCCCACGGCAAGCCCAGGAUCCUCAGACGAGUUCGAGGAGGACGGGUUCUGCCAGCCAUACCGAGGGAUUGCGUGCGCACGCUUCAUUGGCAACCGCACUGUCUACAUGGAGUCCCUGCACAUGCAAGGAGAGAUCGAAAAUCAGAUCACAGCUGCCUUCACCAUGAUCGGCACCUCCAGCCACCUGUCUGACGAGUGUUCGCAGUUCGCCAUCCCUUCCCUGUGCCACUACGCCUUCCCCUACUGUGAUGACACCUCAGCCAUCCCGAAGCCCCGCGACCUGUGCCGAGACGAGUGUGAAAUCCUGGAGAACGUCCUGUGUCAGACGGAGUACAUCUUCGCAAGGUCCAAUCCCAUGAUCCUCAUGCGUCUGAAGCUGCCCAUCUGUGAGGACCUGCCCCAGCCGGAGAGCCCCGAGGCCGCACACUGCAUCCGCAUCGGCAUCCCCAUGGCGGAUCCCAUCAAUAAAAAUCACAGGUGCUACAACGGCACAGGCGCGGCCUACCGGGGCACUGUCAGUGUGACCAAGUCGGGGCGCCAGUGCCAGCCGUGGAACUCCCAGUACCCCCACACGCACACCUUCACCGCCCUGCGCUUCCCGGAGCUCAGCGGGGGCCACUCCUACUGCCGCAACCCGGGGAACCAGAAGGAGGCGCCCUGGUGCUUCACGCUGGACGAGAACCUCAAGGCUGACCUCUGUGACAUCCCGGCGUGCGACUCCAAAGAGUCCAAGGAGAAGAACAAGAUGGAAAUCCUGUACAUCCUGGUGCCCAGCGUGACCAUCCCCCUGGCCAUCGCCUUCCUCUUCUUCUUCAUCUGUGUCUGCCGCAAUAGCCAGAAGUCGUCCUCACCGCCGGUGCAGAGGCAGCCAAAACACGUGAGGGGCCAGAACGUGGAGAUGUCCAUGCUGAACGCGUACAAGCCCAAGAGCAAGGCGAAAGAGCUGCCGCUGUCUGCCGUGCGUUUCAUGGAGGAGCUGGGUGAGUGCGCCCUUGGGAAGAUCUACAAGGGCCACCUGUACCUCCCCGGCAUGGACCACGCCCAGCUGGUGGCCAUCAAGACCCUGAAGGACUGUAACAACCCGCAGCAGUGGACGGAGUUCCAGCAGGAGGCCUCGCUGCUGGCCGAGCUGCACCACCCGAACAUCGUGUGCCUGCUGGGCGCUGUCACGCAGGAGCAGCCCGUGUGCAUGCUCUUCGAGUACACGAACCAGGGCGACCUGCACGAGUUCCUCAUCAUGCGGUCCCCGCACUCGGACGUCGGCUGCAGCAGCGACGAGGACGGCACAGUGAGGUCCAGCCUGGACCACGGGGAUUUCCUGCACAUCGCCAUCCAGAUCGCCGCCGGCAUGGAGUACCUGGCCAGCCGCUUCUUUGUGCAUAAGGACCUGGCUGCUCGCAACGUCCUCCUCGGGGAGCAGCUGCACGUGAAAAUCUCAGACCUUGGGCUCUCCAGGGAGGUCUACUCCGCGGAUUACUACCGGGUGCAGAGCAAGUCCCUACUGCCCAUUCGCUGGAUGCCCCCCGAGGCCAUCGUGUAUGGCAAAUUCUCCUCUGAUUCCGACAUCUGGUCCUUUGGGGUUGUCUUAUGGGAGAUCUUCAGCUUUGGCCUGCAGCCCUACUACGGGUUCAGCAACCAGGAAGUGAUCGAGAUGGUACGCAAAGGGCAGCUCCUGCCGUGCUCCGAGGACUGCCCGCCCCGGAUGUACAGCCUCAUGACCGAGUGCUGGAACGAGAUCCCCUCCCGGAGACCAAGAUUCAAAGACAUCCACGUCCGCCUCCGGGCCUGGGAGGGGCUGUCCAGCCACACGAGCUCCACCACGCCCUCAGGGGGAAACGCCACCACGCAGACAACCUCCCUCAGCGCCAGCCCUGUGAGCAGUCUCAGCAAUCCCCGCUUUCCCAAUUACGUGUUCCCCGGCCAGGGCAUCCCCCAGGGCCAGAUCGCGGGCUUCCUCGGCCCUCCAAUACCUCAGAACCAGCACUUCAUCCCCAUCAACGGGUACCCGAUACCUCCUGGCUAUGCGGCCUUCCCGGCUGCCCACUACCAGCCGACAGGUCCCCCCAGGGUGAUCCAGCACUGCCCCCCUCCCAAGAGCCGGUCCCCUAGCAGUGCCAGUGGCUCCACCAGCACUGGCCACGUGACCAGCCUGCCCUCCUCGGGGUCAAAUCAGGAAGCCAACAUCCCCCUGCUGCCACACAUGUCUAUCCCCAGCCAUCCCGGUGGGAUGGGCAUCACGGUUUUUAGCAACAAAUCUCAAAAACCCUACAAAAUAGACUCCAAGCAACCGUCUCUGCUAGGAGACACCAACAUUCAUGGGCACAGCGAGUCAGUGAUUUCUGCAGAACUGUAAAGGUACGACCCUUGUAGCUGUGUGUGUGGAACAGACUAGGAAGCCGUAGAAGAGAGUUAUUUUCAAACGUUUCUAUUUAGGUUCUCAUUUAGCAGACACUGCAGCAAGUAUCUCCUGUGAAGCCUUAGCUGUGUCUCACGGAGCGGGAUGGACCAGCCAGGAACACAGCUCGUGGGGUCAGCGUCCCUCGGUGGGCAACGUGGCAGGGGGCUGGGACGUGCAGAUUCAAGUACUGAAGACCUCACACCCGCAAAGAGGAAGGAAACUCGAGAUCAAGCAUGACACCAAACAGGAAGGUCAGCGGUGCUGCAUCUCGGUGCCUUGCCGUGCCCGCCCUCUCCGUGAAGCGCACAGCCCGUGGCACCGUCUUCCUGCUGUCCCUUCUUCAGGACAAAUGUUCACAAGUGACACGGAUCGGCGUAGACUCUGUCAGACAGAAGCCAAGUUCAGGAGCAGUGAGGAAACAGUAAGCCAAGUGUGAAAUCGGGGAUGGAAAUGAGCCUGGUGCCAGUCCUGCCAGAGCCUCCUCCUCCGGCUGGCUGGCGGGGGGCCUCUUCCGGAACGCCCCUUCCCAUGGUGAAGGCUUUCCCACACUGCCCCUUGUCUCUGUGCGCUUACAAAAGCCCUUGAAAGGCAAGGGCCUAGAACACAAGCAAACACAGCUGGAGGAGGUGCCGGAAGUGACUGCUGACUGACUGUUCACAUCGAUGAGCUGCUCUUGAGGCGACAAAGGAGCAGUCAGGAAAACGGUCCCUCAGCCUAAAGGGGCAUCCCAAGACAGGAACUAGGGACCACAUGGAGGCAGCUCCACGGCGCUUCCCCCAGCAAUGAUACUGAUAGAUGGCAGUGCGGUGGUAGGUGGGGUGUGCAGCGGCAGUGACCAGUGUAGGGGUGUCAAGUGGUGCUGUCCCCAUCCCAGACAGCAGGAGCCCAGCUAGGGCACCAGUAACCAGCAACAGUCUCCUGCUUUUUUAAAUUCUGUGCUAGAAAUGUUCACAGAUUUUAUUCCAGCCCCAAGAAUCCUCACAAUUUACUCAUAGUUGGAAUCCAAAGACAGUGUACCCUAGUUUGCAGAACAUUACAGUAUUUCUACUGAGCAACACCUGUGUUCUUAAAGGCUAUCAAGAACUGAAUUCUUGAAUUCUUAGAGCCAGUAAACAAGCAACAUGACACUUUUCACCUUCCGAGAGGGAGGCCUCGAAUGUGCCUCUCCUGGCAUCUACCAUCCUUGGCCAAAUUUAGAACCCUUAUGGGUUUCAAGUUCUAUAUAGAAAGGAAUUUUAUAUUUGAUAUCUCUCUUGUUAAAAAAAAAAAAAACUCCUUUAUUGUAAGAACAAUGUCUCCUGGUCUCCUUUUUAUUUUAAAGCUGUAAGAGACGUAAAGAGACAGUGAAAAGUACUUCCUGGAUAUGUCUCGUGAGCAUGGUGCAAGAGAACUGGAAACACCUUCAUGUUCCCAUUUUUUAAAAAUACCAUUGACACCAGAAGAGUAGGCAGUCUGUUUACCAAAAUCUGGCACAGCUUUCCCAAGCCUGAGUGCAGCCAGCAAACGUGAAGUCACACGUGCUGCGGACUCGGGAGGGUCGGCUGCAUUCGGCUUUCCUGGGAGUCAAACGCAGACGUGUUUUUGUGGCAUAAAUAAGCUGAUUCAGGCUCAGGCGUUGUAUUUCUUAACUUUAGGUAAAGGAGAAUAUUUGAAUCCUGUCGUUGCUAUGCAACUGCUUAAUGAUGAAGCUUCAAACCACAAUUUUAUCAUAUGACAAUCAAUUGUUUUCCAAGAAUAUUUAUUAUUUUAAGUAAACACAUCUUCAGUGAAUCUGAGUUUUUCUUAGGAGUCCCUUAAAGGGAAAUUAGCAUUCCGUGAGCCAGUAAAAUACUUCUCUGGAAAAACAUUCUCAUGGUUAAAAAUUAAAUUCAAGUUAGUUUUUUAUAAAGAAUUAUAGCAUUUAUUUUUUAAACAGUAUGGAAUAACUGAGGUCAUUAAGGUGAGCAAGCUAAAUUUCGGAACCACUCGGAGUAACGUAUUUCCUGCCAGCACUGUGACACUGCAGGACACGGUCCCCUUUGUACUAAAUAAUAUUUUUUUCACAGACUGAAAAAAUAUCUUUUGCUUUGUUGACAAUGUUUUGUAAGAUGACUUUAUUUUUCAGAUUUUUUUCUCUUUGCACAAAACUAUGUUUAUGGUUUGUAUCACAGAAGUGAAAAUAUAUCUCUGCAUUUUUA
Messenger RNA from Octodon degus (degu), 4904 nucleotides. RefSeq names its product receptor tyrosine kinase like orphan receptor 1 (gene Ror1). Gene Ontology annotation, molecular function: protein kinase activity; ATP binding; protein binding. The transcript is spliced from 8 exons. The coding region runs from base 1 to 2682 and encodes 893 amino acids. NCBI's taxonomy places the organism in Eukaryota, Metazoa, Chordata, Mammalia, Rodentia, Octodontidae. Gene Ontology annotation, cellular component: signaling receptor complex. Gene Ontology annotation, biological process: protein phosphorylation; positive regulation of canonical NF-kappaB signal transduction; cell surface receptor protein tyrosine kinase signaling pathway. The record is from RefSeq and is a predicted model, not a curated record.